UGGGUGUGGGUCAUUAUGGAAAAUUAGGGAUCAUUACCUUGGUUGGCACGCAGCAAAGAUCUCGUGUUUUUUUCUUCUUUUUGUGUAUUUGGGAAUCCGUCUGGUUUUGUUUGUGGCUUUGAGAAGAUUUGCGGGAAGAAGAAGAGCGUUUAGGGAAGCUCUGGAUCCCAAUUCCUCCCGUUCUUGGCGGCGGAGGUUAUGCUUCUUCAUUUUUCGUAUCAGAUAUUUGAGGGCUUGGAUAUAAAGGGCUUUUUAUAUUUUCUCAAGAUAUGGAGCUUGCUUCUUUUUGGACAAAUUCCUUCCGGCAUCAAGUUUGUUCUUUCCAGGAAGUGCUUGACUGGCGUUUCCUUGUUCUUGGAGAUUUUCUUUUGGUUUCCUUUGUCAAUUGCACUUAGUGGUCAAGUUCAUCUAAAUGAUCAGCACAGGAGGCGUAAUGAAAUUACUUUUUGAGAUUGGUGUUGGAUCGUUGGUGCAACCGUUCAAAGCGUUGUUGAUGCAGUAUCCUGAUGAUUUUCUAGGUGAAAAUUCUGCAGGGAGCUGAGUUCUGUUAAUCACUGAAGCUGGUUUACACAACUACCAAAAGUCAAGACUAUCGCAUUGACCUCUGCUGGUCAAAGCCUUUAUUAUUUGUUCUUAUCUUUGUUCCUGAUGGGUGAUGUUUAGAGAGUCAUGACAUUUCUUACUGGAGGAUAUAUCUUCAAUCUCUAUAUUGAAUUAUGAGAUAGCUCGUUCGCAAUCAUCUGGUACUUCCAACUGCUCAGCUGGCUUGGACAGUUCUUCUCGAGGUUCAACAUGUUUGGUGGUGUUUGUCAUAUAUUUCCAUCUUCUUCCUGUCUUGAAGUUGAAGUUGUGGAUUUUGUAAUGAAUAAAGCUGCACAGUCUGCUCAUCAUAAUUUUUCUGGUUUUGUGCUUUUGCAUUUUACCAUUGAAAAUUAGUGGUGGUUUUUGCUAGAUCAGUGCAAGACAGUUGUUUACUACUUAGUCUUUGUACGAAGAUAAGAGUUUCUCUACUUCGUUUGAGUAAAGAAGAUUUGUCUUUGUGCUUCUGUAAGAAAAAUGGAGAGGUAUAUGUUAAUCAAGGAAGUUGGUGAUGGCACUUUUGGAAGUGUCUGGCGGGCUAUCAGUAAGCAGACCGGGGAAGUUGUUGCAAUUAAGAAAAUGAAGAAAAAGUAUUACACAUGGGAGGAGUGUGUCAGUCUGAGAGAAGUGAAGUCAUUACGCAAGAUGAAUCAUCCAAAUAUUGUCAAACUCAAGGAAGUUAUCAGGGAAAACAACAUUUUGUACUUUGUAUUUGAGUACAUGGAAUGCAAUCUUUAUCAACUUAUGAAGGAUAAAGAAAAGCUCUUCUCAGAAGCUGAAGUGAGAAAUUGGUGCUUUCAAGUCUUUCAAGGCCUUGCCUACAUGCAUCAGCGAGGAUACUUUCAUCGGGACCUUAAACCAGAAAAUUUAUUAGUUGCUAAAGACUUGAUAAAACUGGCUGAUUUUGGGCUUGCUCGGGAAACUAGUGCAGUUCCACCCUAUACAGAAUAUGUUUCAACCCGGUGGUAUAGAGCUCCAGAGGUGCUGCUUCAGGCCUAUCUUUAUGGUCCUAAAGUUGAUAUGUGGGCAAUGGGUGCUAUUAUGGCAGAGUUGUUUACUCUUCGUCCUCUUUUCCCUGGAGCAAGUGAAAUAGACCAAAUCUACAAAAUUUGCAAUGUACUUGGCACCCCAAAUAUGGAUACAUGGUCUGAUGGAGUUUUUCUUGCAAGGAAUAUCAAUUAUCAAUUCCCGCAGUUGAAUGGAGUUCAUCUCUCUGUUGUUAUUCCUUCAGCCAGUGAAGAUGCUGUCAAUCUUAUUGCAUCACUUUGUUCAUGGGAUCCAUCCAAGAGACCGACAGCUGUAGAAGCCCUCCAACAUCCCUUCUUCCAAAGUUGCUACUAUGUUCCACCGUCUCUUCGUGCUAGAGCUCCAAUUGCUCGGACCCCUCCUUCUGCUGGAACAAAGGAUCUCCUGGAGCAGCAAACUGCUAAAAAAUAUCCUGGGGCUCUAUCUGAUUCAAGGAUUGCUGGCAACUUCUCUCCAAAGGCGCCCUCGUUGUUGAGCAUAGGUGUGCAAAGGAAGUUGGAUUUGAUGAACCAGGAUGCAAAUAAGAAUGAUAAAAAUAUGAAGAGCACUGUUAGACAACCGAAAUACCGACCGCCUGUGAGGAACAGCCCUACCAACUCCAUCUACAGGGGAAAUAAUGUGCGUGGAGUUUCAGAUGCAGGUGAAAAGUUGGCAAACAUGACAAUUGCCUCUCGCAGGCCAUCGAUUGUGCAGCUUCCUCGUCCGAUGAAAGCGGGUGUCCGCUGGAGCGGUUCCUCUGGUGAUCUGUUAAUAAGGCCCGCUCAAGAAAUUCAACAUGGCAGCAAUUACCCGAGGAAGGUUGCAGGUUGACAGCCCCUUCCUCUCAUAAUCAUCGAGAUGCCCUUACAGUAUUUUGUUUCUGUUAUUUGAAGAACCGUAAUGCUACGCGCCCCCCUCUGGGAGAACUUAUGUAAUAAAUGACCGCUGACUAUACUCGUCUGUUUAUGUUUACUGUACUACUUUGUUUGCUACUCUGUGAUUUUCUCCAUUUAUGCCUUCUAUGAAAUUACACACUUAUCAGUAACAUUUAUCAA
This is a messenger RNA of Cucurbita pepo subsp. pepo (vegetable marrow), 2639 nucleotides long. The record is from RefSeq and is a predicted model, not a curated record. Lineage: Eukaryota; Viridiplantae; Streptophyta; Magnoliopsida; Cucurbitales; Cucurbitaceae.